Molecule: messenger RNA, 159 nt
Organism: Rodentolepis nana
Lineage: Eukaryota; Metazoa; Platyhelminthes; Cestoda; Cyclophyllidea; Hymenolepididae
Source: the annotation of a GenBank genome assembly
GGGCUUGGGACAGGGCAGUGGGGUGGUGAGAGGUGGGUAGGUGGAAAGAUGGCUCUGAGUAAGCGUGUCCCUGAUGGUCUAGCGGUUAGGAUUCCUGGUUUUCACCCAGGCGGCCCGGGUUCAACUCCCGGUCAGGGAGCAGCGUUUUGGUCUACUUAG